Messenger RNA from Aplysia californica (California sea hare), 989 nucleotides. Its product is annotated as signal peptide, CUB and EGF-like domain-containing protein 2. Gene Ontology annotation, cellular component: cell surface. Gene Ontology annotation, biological process: signal transduction. Lineage: Eukaryota; Metazoa; Mollusca; Gastropoda; Aplysiida; Aplysiidae. The record is from RefSeq and is a predicted model, not a curated record.
AGACCGGCGUUGUGGUCGGUAUGUGGGCGACUUCUUCGGUGUGUUGGAGAGUCCUAACUACCCGGGUGAGUACCCGGUGGACGUGGAGUGCGUGUGGAAGAUCAAGCCGGAGAAACGGAGGAGGAUUCUCAUCAUCAUACCCGAGAUAGCACUCAGUGAGACGGACAAGUGUGGUGACGUCAUUGUUAUGAGGAAGUCAGGACCGAGAGUUACUGACAGCUCUGCUUGAGGUGAUCGCCACGCCCUACAACUACCUCAAGUACGCCUACGUGUCCCACACCAUGUUCCCAGAGUCCUUCUUCCGACUCCUCACGCCAAAAGUUCGACGCUUUUUCCAGACGUGAAGACGGUCGUUGUUCCCACCGCCCCCUCGUGCAUUCGUGUCUGCCCACGAAUCUCGGAGAACUUGGACAACACCACAACAGAUACAAUGGGACCUUGUCACUGAAGCAUAGACUUGACUUAUUAUAAUAUCCCAGACCAGGCACUGUCAUGGCCGCCACCAAAGAUCGUGUAUAACAAGAUAGUUCACUCCUCUCUUUGAGCUAAUUUAAAAAGUGUUCUCAAAAUUCGGUGGCGCCCUCUUCGAAAAAGUGCGGACUUUGUCAACAGAGUUACCCUUCUUGUAUGAAAAACAAUCAAAAUGAAACUAACUAACUGUGCUAUUCCUAUUCAUCUUCUGGAGAAAUGAAAGAGAGCUUCCAAACAAAGACUGCAGUGCCAUCUGAACCAAUGCACGGACUUCCGCGGACAAUUUUUUGGUUGAGUGAACUAUCUUUUUAUGAACGAUCUUUACCGCCACUCUUUGCUCUUUAAAAAAAAACUUUGCUGCGCUAGUGCGCGCUAUGGACGCACAAAUACGACACGUGAAGAGCAAAACAGCAGUCUUGCAAUAGUCGAGUGCACGCGCAACCUUUCCCUCUUUGCGCUAGAUUUGGCUCUAGACAGAGCCAAGUGGUGUGCUCCAUGGAGAACAUCAGAGCCAUUUU